Molecule: messenger RNA, 1503 nt
Organism: Rubroshorea leprosula
Lineage: Eukaryota; Viridiplantae; Streptophyta; Magnoliopsida; Malvales; Dipterocarpaceae
Source: the annotation of a GenBank genome assembly
UCUGGAUUUCUGCUCUUUGCUUCUGGAAGCAUGGAUCCGGAAACGGCUAUGGAGUUGGUUAAGCACGGAGCAACGUUUCUCUCCCUCGACGUUCCUCAGUACACGGUCGUCGGCAUCGACACUCAGGUGUUUUCCGUCGGGCCUAACUUUAAGGGUAUCAAGAUGAUUCCGCCUGGAGUUCAUUUCCUGUUCUACAGUUCGUCGACCAGAGAUGGCAAGGAGUUCUCUCCAAUUAUUGGGUUCUUCAUUGAUGUCAGCCAAUCUCAGGUUGUUGUUCGGAAGUGGAAUCAGCAAGAGGAACGCUUAGUUAAGGUGUCCGAAGAAGAGGAAGAGAGAUACAGCCAAGCAGUUAAAAAUUUGGAAUUUGACCAGCGUCUUGGUCCAUAUGAUCUGAGCCAUUAUGGAGAUUGGAAGAGGUUAUCUAAUUACAUCACAGAGAAUACAAUAGAACAACUAGAACCAAUUGGAGGGGAGAUUACAGUUACCUGUGAAUCUACGAUGGGAAAAAACACUCCUAAAACAGCUAUGGAGAAAACUUUAGAUGAGCAGUUGAGAAAUAGUAAAUUCUCAACCUCCACUGAGAUACCUCAGAAGAGAGGAUGCUAUUACACCUCGAUUCCACGUGUCAUAAAACGCAAAGGAAUACAAGGUGAACAACUUACAUCUUUGAAUCUUGACAAGACACAACUAUUGGAGACCUUGCUAGAAAAGGAGUAUGGAGGCUUUGAAGACUCCCUUCUGGGAGAGCUGCAAUUUGCAUUUAUAGCCUUUUUGAUGGGACAAUCACUUGAAGCGUUCAUCCAGUGGAAAUCUUUGGUUAGCCUUUUAUUUGGCUGUACUGAAGCUCCUUUCCGCACUAGGAGUCAGAUGUUCACAAAGUUCAUUAAGGUUUUAUACUAUCAACUGAAAUAUGGUCUUCAGAAAGAUCGGACUGUUGAAGAGACAGGAGCUUCAGCUUUGUUAGAUGAUUCAUGGUUUUCUUCUGAUAGCUUUUUGCACCGGCUUUCCAAGGAUUUCUUUUCACUGUUGCAAGAUGCUUCUGUAGUUGAUGGAGAUCUUUUAUCAUGGGCAAGGAAACUUAAAGAGCUACUUGAAAACAGCUUAGGAUGGGAGUUUCAGCAGAAAAGUGCAGUUGAUGGAAUUUACUUUGAGGAGAAUGAUGAGUAUGCUCCUGUGGUUGAGAUGUUGGAUGCUUAGAUUAGACCUGUGCAUGGCAGAUUAGAAAGCUCCAUCAUGAUUGCCAUCAUCCUGCUAACCUCUUAAACUAAUAUCUGAUGUAUCAUGACAUCCUCGUGUGUUGAUGUUCAGUUGUUGUAAGGAGCACCUUUGUUUACUUCAAAGUUACCCUCAUAUCCUUUUGAUUAGAAGGAACACAAUUUUGUAUCAAAUUUUGCGUGUCUAUUGUAUAAACCGUUUCAUCUUGUAGUCUGUUUUAGCAUCUAACGUAGGCACAUUUGCCCUUGCAUCCUUCAUUUGAAGUGAAAAGAAAAGAAAACAACGAUC